This is a messenger RNA of Galeopterus variegatus (Sunda flying lemur), 667 nucleotides long. RefSeq lists its product as uncharacterized. Gene Ontology annotation, biological process: glutathione metabolic process. Lineage: Eukaryota; Metazoa; Chordata; Mammalia; Dermoptera; Cynocephalidae. Gene Ontology annotation, cellular component: cytoplasm. The transcript is spliced from 5 exons. The record is from RefSeq and is a predicted model, not a curated record. The annotation marks the transcript as partial. Gene Ontology annotation, molecular function: glutathione transferase activity.
UGCCACCCCAUCUACAUUUUUGCCAGGAAGAAAGGCAUCCCCUUUGAGCUAUGGCCAAUGGAGCUGACAAGGGGGAGCACCUGAAGCCCAAGUUCCUGAAAGUGAACCCCCUGGGGAAGGUGCCUGCCUUCAGGGAUGGAGACUACCUGCUGGCUGAGAGCCCACUGCCAUCAGCUGUGACCUCUUUGAAGACUGGCCCCAGCUGCCAACAGAGCAGACACACGUACAAGCUGCCCUGGGUUCCAAGCUUGUCCAGGAGGCCCACAACCUUGUACUCCAGCCUUGGGACACCUGUGAGGCCCUGCAGGACCCCCAGCUGGCCCAGAAGCUGGUGUAGCAGCUGCAGGAACAGCUCCACUGAGUGGGUGCAGCUGGCUCAUCUGUACUCUGCUGUCUGCAAUAAACACAUUGUGUCCCUUCCACUUGUCUCCAGCCUCACUCUGUCCCCAGGAAGCACGAGUCUCAGCAUGGUCCUGGAGCUCUACAUGGACCUGCUGUCGGCACCCUGCCGCGCUGUCUACAUCUUCGCCAGGAAGAACGGCAUCCCCUUCGACUUCCAGUUUGUGGAUCUGCUGAAAGGCCACCACCACAGCAGGGAAUACAUCGAGAUCAACCCUCUGAGGAAGCUGCCCAGCCUCAAAGAUGGAAAUUUCAUCUUGUCCGAAAG